ACGUAGAAGACGUGCUGUUGUAGCUAGCACGCUGUUCCCUUAUUAUUCUCCUGUCACGGGAUUAGCUUUUCUUUCUAUUCCAUCUUUCCUUGCUUUUUCUCGUGCUCUUGUUGGCAUUUAAAACCCUCACGAAUAUCUCGGAAUCCUCCCUCGCUUCCCCCUCUUCUCAUUGCCAGGAAUACAGCAUAAGAAUAGUUUUUUAAAAAAAGGAAAGAGAAUAGAAGAAGAAGAAGAAGAAGAAGAAGAAGAAGAAGAAACCAGCCAUGUCGAGAGCCACCGUGGAGUUGGAUUUCUUCGGCCUUGAGAAGGAGGACGCGGCCAGGUUCCGGCCAGUGAAGCCACGAAGCUCCAUUCGAGGUAUCCAGAGUGCGAUAUCCGGCAUAAAUCCACAGCUUUUGAGGAGCGUGCUCGCCUCUGGUGGAGGAAGCGUGAUGUUCCAGCCGCCGGCCCCAGCGGCGCCGGAGUCUCGCCGCCUGUUCCUUUCCCCGCCGCCGUCGCCGCCGCUCCCGCUCCUGAUCCCGGCCUCCUCCAAGACUACUAAUGAGAGCCCUUCCGUAACGGCUCCGUUGACGAUCUUCUACAACGGGACGGUCAACGUCUUCCACGUCGCCCAAGAUAGGGCGGAGAGUGUAAUAAACUUGGCGGAGGACGUCAACCGCGUCAAUAUUCGGGAGUUUGGGUUACUCGAAAAACUUAACGGAGAUUUGCCGAUGGCCCGGAAGAAAUCUUUGCAGAGAUUUAUGGAGAAACGCAAGGAAAGAUUGACUGCGUUGGGACCAUACGAGGGGAAGACAGAGAAGACCACGGCCAUGGAUGUGGUCACCGCGUCCAACUUUUGAUGGGAGACAAAUAAUUACCAAGCUUUCAUUAGCAUUAGGUGUCAAGGAAUACUAAUUUGUCAUUCAUUUUGUUCCUUCUUCUGGUUGUUUUUUUUUUGUGGGGAGUAUGUAGUCGAUGAUAUACAUUAUAAGAAGAAAGUAGUUGUUUAUACUUUAAUGCACUCAUAUGCAAGUUCAAAAUGUGAAACUUGAGAUAUUUUGACAACUAAUAUUAAUAGUAUGCUGGGAUAUAGUUUGA
Messenger RNA from Phoenix dactylifera (date palm), 1077 nucleotides. Its product is annotated as protein TIFY 9-like. Gene Ontology annotation, biological process: regulation of defense response; response to wounding; regulation of jasmonic acid mediated signaling pathway. Lineage: Eukaryota; Viridiplantae; Streptophyta; Magnoliopsida; Arecales; Arecaceae. The record is from RefSeq and is a predicted model, not a curated record. Gene Ontology annotation, cellular component: nucleus.